AUGUAACUAUAUUACCAAUGUAGUAGCAUUUUUUGAAUAUUAAUAAUGUAACACUAAUAAAAGUCGACACUAUCCAAUCCCGUCCCUAUCCCAUCCUCCGUAACCUUUAUCAUUUCAGAAACACGAACUUCUCAUUUUCCGAUCACCGGAAAGUAACCGCUUCUGGUGAUCGGACCACCAUGAAUUCGCCGGAGCGGAUAGCGGAGGCGAAACAGACACCCGUCGUAUACCUAUUGCUCCGAUGCUCUAUCGCUCUCCUCUUUCCUCUAAUUUUAAUCCUUGUAGCUGUCUUUUCCGUUGUCAUUUUCGCCUUGUUUCUUAGCAAUUUCUCCAUUUCCUAUCCGAUCUCUGUCCCCUGCCAGUGCAGGAUUGUGUCCAGCAAUGUAGAUCUUAGGUCAACAAAAGUGUGUGAACUUGGGUUGCUAAAUUAUAAAGCAAAGCAUGUGUUUUAUCCAUCCGAGAAGAAGAAGUUCAGAUGCCGCCAUGAUUAUUAUUGGGCUUCUGUAUUCGAGGUAGAAUAUACAGAUCACUCCGGUCAUCUUCAUACUGCGUUUGCGGAAGCUCCUAAUGAGGCUCUCCCACUUGAUUGCAGACCAACUUUCAACGCUGCAUGGAUGGCAAAAGAUAGAUUCAAGGUGAAUGAAACGUAUGAUUGCUGGUAUACACUCGGCAUUUCCAAACUAAAUUUGUAUUACGAUGAGUUUUUUAAUUGCCAAGCUGACCACCCGUCAACGACUGAGAUGCUUAAGCGCUAUCUUAUCUUGUCCAUGGAGAUGUUCACGUCGUGGUUUUCUCAAAAGGGCCGGUCUAACAUUGUGAGUUGGGGAGCCAUAGCUGGGGCGGUUACGGGUUUUGUAACCUCUUUGAUCACGGUCGCAUUGGGUAGAAUGCUAUAUCUACUCAAAUCACGCAUUGUUAGUACGAGUAUGAUAAGGGAUGCGUAUUUGAUCCGUUUCAAACGGGCGUGUUUUCUUGUAGCAUAUUUUUCUUUUGUGAGUUGGUUAGCAGUUCAGUAUUGGGGAAAGCUUGGUCUCUUGGACAUCUUUGGUGCUCAUACAUAGAAGGUAUAUAUAUAUAUAUAUGCAGCGCCUGUUAUAUAUGUUUAUUUAUUAAACUGUUAGUUUUUAACAAAAGAAUGUAAAAUAAGAGUAUAACACUCCCUCUGAGCAGGGUGUUUGAUCAACACUUCCUGCAUAAGUAGAAGGUUGAUGAGUUGUAAGUAGACAUGUUACUGCAUAACUAGAAGGUUGGUGUUUUCUAUACUAAACCAAAAUCCUUACAUGGAUUGA
This is a messenger RNA of Helianthus annuus (common sunflower), 1289 nucleotides long. RefSeq lists its product as uncharacterized. The record is from RefSeq and is a predicted model, not a curated record. The transcript is spliced from 5 exons. NCBI's taxonomy places the organism in Eukaryota, Viridiplantae, Streptophyta, Magnoliopsida, Asterales, Asteraceae. Bases 180 to 1061 code for a protein of 293 amino acids.